Molecule: messenger RNA, 2274 nt
Organism: Scedosporium apiospermum
Lineage: Eukaryota; Fungi; Ascomycota; Sordariomycetes; Microascales; Microascaceae
Exons: 3
Coding region: 1-2274 (757 amino acids)
Biological process (GO): positive regulation of transcription by RNA polymerase II
Cellular component (GO): nucleus
Molecular function (GO): DNA-binding transcription factor activity, RNA polymerase II-specific; zinc ion binding; transcription cis-regulatory region binding
Source: RefSeq, a predicted model, not a curated record
AUGACUGAAUUCGAACCACUCGACAGCAUUACCAACGCCGAAUACACUUAUUCCUGGUCUGGCGGUCGCAGUAUUUCGUCGGACGCGAGCUUCCACAACGAGGCUGACAUGCCUCGGUCCCCUUCUUCCCCACGCGGGUGGUCGGGCCAGGCGUCUGUGGCAGUGAAUCACACAGGCCAAUUGUCACCCGUGAGCCCCGGUAUGGACCUCCGGGAUCCUGACAGCGAAGCGUCAUCAUCAGUGUUGAUGAGCCCGGUUACAGCCUCUCAUACGAACUCGUGGGGCACGAACAGCCUUGAGAAGCCAGGCCAUGAAGCCACCGCUCUCUGGACCCAGCAGCACGAGUGCGAUGGAAUCCCGAUGGUACCCAAGGUGGAGGUUGUCGACGAGUUCGACAUGAACCUUUUGAGCCAGUUACCAGCUGCGAAUGAGGAGCCUGAUGCGAGCCCUAAGAUCGAUGAGAUGAAGACAAAGCGUCCGAGGGGCCGUCCUCGGAAGCAUCCGCUUACCCCAGUCGCCAACACGAACAAGGUCACCAAGGGUCGGUCGAAAACGGGAUGUAUUACUUGCCGGAAGCGGAAGAAGAAGUGUGACGAAGCAAAGCCGAGGUGCAUGAAUUGCGAAAAGAAUGCCGUUGUGUGCGAGGGUUAUCACGAGAAGCAGAUCUGGAAGAGUGGGAAGGAGAAGGCUGAGGAAGCUCGACUCCGCAGGGAGAGCCUUCCUGUGAUAACCAUGCAGCCUCUGUUCCAUGCCGUAGAGACGACGGAAGAUAAGAUUUUCUGGAAACACUAUUGCAACCACCUUAGCAACGUCUUGACGGUGGAGGGCGAGCACAGAAAUGCCUUCAAAGACAUCGUUCUACAGAUCGCCACACGCCACAAAGGACUCAUGCAUUCUAUCCUGGCUCUGAGCGGCAAGCACAUUGACUACGGGACUCCCUAUGGCGCCAAGAUUCUCCAAGAUAAUACCGAUGUGACGGCCAAAUCCCUCCAGGACCGAGCAGAUUUCCACCACGAGGAGUCUAUGAAGUGUUUCUAUGAGGAUAUCUCGAGAUCGGGAGACAAAAACGACCCGGACCAUUCGAUGAUUCUUACAGCAAGAUACAGCCAGAUGUUGUGUCUCUUAUUGCAAACUUUGGUCGAAGGAAACCCACGAGGCGAGCACAGGGUGCAUCUGAAAGCUUACAAGAGUCUGAUUCAGCACUCGCCUCCCGAAGACCCGAAUUUCCUUGGCUUUAUUACGGAAUUCUUCGAGUAUCACAUCUUUGCCGACGAACUAGUGUCGUACCCUUCGAACUCUUACGGGCUGCACCACCACCACCACCACCACCACUGCGACCCUACGCUUAACUCGGCUGAGUGGUCUCCAGAGGUCCAUUUGCAUCCACCGCGGCUUAUUGGCGUUACCGAUGGACUGUUCGGCUACAUGAGGCGAAUUACUAGCAUUCGGAACACUAUCAGGGCUAACAUAAUCGCGAAUGCAGAGUCUGCGGUGGAUUAUGAGAGCCUUUAUCGCGCCGCCGACAUCGAGGCGGGCAUCAGGAAAUGGAUGCCGCAUUGGCCUCCAGGUGAUAGCAGGGAUAGGGUGUCGCUCCUUUACAAGCAGACGAUGUGGGUGUACCUGUUUAGGACUAUCUACCCGCCGAAUGACGGUACCCGUCUUCCUACGCCGUGGGUUCCAGGUCCGGAUGGAAUGGUGGAGUCGACAAACCACAAGACGCACGCACCACCUAGCCCAGUCUCGAGCAGCAUAGAUCCUCACAUGGGCGAGCUCCGGCGUCACUCUUGCCCGUCGCCCUCGAUGUCUACGUCGGAUUCCCACGACACGGCGACUUUGACGCGCCGGGCUUCGUCUCCGAGACCUGCAUCGACGCACAGCGAUGGCACAUUCGACAGGUUCCACCACCACGACGAGUCUCGCCUAUCUUCUCCUUCUUCACCGAUGCAGAACGCGCCAAUGCAAGACCCGCGUAUAACGCUAGCAAUCGAGCAGUCGCUUACCAUCAUUGAGAGUUUUAAGCCGUCCGACCCGGCGCAGACGUUGCUUCUCAUACCCUCCCUCGUGCUCGGCACGGCGUGUGUCAGCCCCGGGCAGCAGGAACGAAUCCGGGCGGCGGUCAAGUGUGUCAAGGGAUAUACAGGGCUGAGGAAUUGCAAUCUCGUGCUGGAGGUGUUGGAGGAGGUGUGGAGGCUCAUGGGGCGAGGGGAGUGGAUGAGCGUGUGGGACUGGCAGGGCGUUGCCAGAAGUGUGGGAUUGGACUUUUUGUGUUCGUAG